GCUGGCCCCCUUGUCCGGGCUCUCACUUACACGACUGGCAUAGCACAUACCACGUUCCUAUCAUGGAUGAGAAGGGUCCCACGCCCGACGGCACGUCGUCGUCGUCGUCGUCGCGGACUCGCACGCACUCUGACGCGCACGCGCAACGCCCUCGCACCCGCGACAGCUCCCACAAGGAGCGCUUCGACCCGGAGCUCGACAUCGACCUGCCGUACCGGACGCUGACGAGCGACGCCCGCCUGGACGAGUACAAGAGGGAGGUGCCGGGGGGCGAGAUUCCCGUCAUGACGGCGCCGUCUACGCGCAACAGCAUCGGUCGACAUCACCAUCACGUCGGCGACUCGAAUAGGAGCAACAGCCACAGCAACAACAACAGCCCGGCCGCUGGCAACACCAACGGAGGCGGCGGAGACGCUCAGACGGAGCCGCUGCAAGAGUACCGCCUCGUGGCGUUUGAGCCCAACGACCCGGACAACCCCAAGAACUGGUCCAAGGCGUUCAAGUGGUACAUCACCAUGGUGGUGGCGGCGACGUGCUUCGUCGUCGCCCUCGCCUCGUCCGUCGUCACGGCCGACAUACCCGGCGUGAGCCGCGAGUUUGGCGUCAGCAAAGAGGUCAGCCUGCUGAGCGUCACGCUCUUCGUCGUGGGCUUUGGCGUCGGGCCCAUGGCCUUUGCGCCGCUGUCUGAGGUUCUCGGCCGGCGCAUCAUCUAGUAAGUGCCGACUCGCUCCCCCUUUCUUCUAAGAUGCUGCUGUUGUUUCUUCUCAAGAUGAAAAAAACCCGCGCGAGGGGAAAAAAAGGCAACGAUGGGAUAGAGAAUAAACAACUAACAAAAGAAUGCAGUGGCUCCACGCUGCUCGUCGCCGUCGUCUUCAUCAUCCCCUGCGCCGUGGCCAACAACAUCGCCACCCUGCUCGUCUGCCGCGCCAUCGACGGCAUCGCCUUCUCCGCGCCCAUGACCCUCGUGGGCGGCACGCUGGCCGACCUGUGGCGCAACGAGGAGCGCGGCGUGCCAAUGGCCGCCUUUUCGGCCGCGCCCUUUCUCGGGCCUGCGAUCGGACCCCUCGUCGGUGGCUUCCUCUCCGACGCCUCGGGCUGGCGCUGGCUCUACUGGCUGCAGCUCAUCCUCGCGGCCAUCGUCUGGAUUCUCAUCACCUUCACCGUGCCGGAGACGUACGCGCCGACCAUCCUGGCACGGCGGGCGCGCAAGCUGCGCAAGGAUACGGGCGACGCGUCGCACGUCACGGAGCAGGACCUCGACCUGCGGCCCUUUUCGGAGCGGCUGGCCAUCUUCCUCAUCCGGCCCUUCCAGCUGCUCUUCGGCGAGCUCAUCGUCUUCCUCAUCAGCAUCUACAUGAGCGUGCUCUACGGCCUGCUGUACAUGUUCUUCGUCGCCUUCCCCAUCGUCUACCAGGGCGGCAAGGGCUGGUCCUCGGGCAAGACGGGCCUCAUGUUCAUCCCCGUGGCGGUGGGCGUCGUCUGCUCGGCCGUGUGCUCCCCGCUCGUCAACAGGCACUACGUCGGGCUCGUGCGCAGGCACAACGGCAGGCCGCCCGCCGAGGUGCGCCUCAUCCCCAUGAUGGCGUCGUGCUGGUUCAUACCCAUCGGGCUCUUCAUCUUCGCCUGGACGUCGUACCCGGAGCUGUCGUGGGCCGGGCCCGCCAUGGGCGGCUUCCCCGUCGGCUUCGGCUUCAUCUUCCUCUACAACUCGGCCAACAACUACCUCGUCGACUCGUACCAGCACCAGGCCGCCUCGGCGCUCGCGGCCAAGACCUUCCUGCGCUCCUUUUGGGGCGCCGCCGUCGUGCUCUUCACCGAGCAGAUGUACGACCGCAUGGGCGACCAGUGGGCCUCGACCUUUCUCGCCUUCCUGAGCCUUCUGUGCUGCGCCAUCCCCUUUCUCUUCUGGCGAUAUGGCGCCCGGAUCCGUGCCCGCAGCAAGUACGCAUAUGGCGGCGAUGACGAUGACAAGGCCGCCGCCGCGGAAGCCACCGAGUCUGCAUCCGACGACGUCGAGCUGGGCAAGAAGACGAGCCGCCGCCCAAGCCAUGGCGUGAUCCGAGACGGCACGGAGCACGAGGAUGACGAUCUGAGGCGUGCCAUGAGCUACGUCAGCAAUCCCUGAGCGUCUCUUAGUACGCCGAGGGGAUGCCUUUUAAUGGGACUGUGAGUGUUGGUAUCAAACGACUGGCGCUUUCUCUUCAACACACAAGCAAAGUUGCGAGGCAUGAAGCGUACCAAUACCCGAUACAGUUUUUAUAUAGUAGGAUAGACGAAAGCGCAGCAUACAUGUGUAAUUUUCCUUCGAAUCAACUGGGCCAAUUCGUUUCAAUCUGACCACUUCGAAGCAACUUGACCACAUUGUCUUGCCCCUAGACAUUGCGAACGGGC
Molecule: messenger RNA, 2391 nt
Organism: Purpureocillium takamizusanense
Lineage: Eukaryota; Fungi; Ascomycota; Sordariomycetes; Hypocreales; Ophiocordycipitaceae
Gene: NAG4
Product: Synaptic vesicle transporter SVOP, variant 2
Exons: 2
Coding region: 746-2125 (459 amino acids)
Biological process (GO): transmembrane transport
Molecular function (GO): transmembrane transporter activity
Source: RefSeq, a predicted model, not a curated record